Molecule: messenger RNA, 1146 nt
Organism: Closterium sp. Naga37s-1
Lineage: Eukaryota; Viridiplantae; Streptophyta; Zygnematophyceae; Desmidiales; Closteriaceae
Source: the annotation of a GenBank genome assembly
AUGGCAAAUGUGGAUUACAUUCUUGAGUUUGCUACUGACUUGGCCACCCCGCCGGCAUGCACCGAGUGCAACAGAUGUGUCGACCUGUACUCCUCCCACAUCCCCGUCAUCACUUUCCUGGCCAGCUUCGCCUACCAACCAGCCACUGUCCUCCUCAAUCGCUUCCUCUCCGUCUUCCCUCCCGACUCCCAAGAUUUCAACGAUCUCUUGUGCAGUUUGGGAAUGGAGGCCUUGACUGUUGGGUGGACUCGAGUGGCUGAAGCCGAGUGCGUGCAGCUGAUGCUGCUGGGGGAGCCGUGCUAUCGCCCUGCCUCCCCUGCUGCUGCCCCUCCCUCCCAUUCUUCUCCUUCCAACCCUGCUGCCCCUUCUUCCCAUGCUGCCCCUUCUUCCCAUGCUGCCCCUUCCACCCCUUCUGCACCUUCCAGCUGUGCUUCCUCGUCCACCCGUGCUUCCCCUUCCACCCAUGCUUCCCCUUCCACCCCUGCUGUCUCUUCCACCCGUGCUGUCUGGUCUAGCCGUGCUCCCCCUGCUGCCCCUUCCACCCACACUGCCUCACCCAUCAGUGCUGCACCAAAGCAUGCAAGUGCACCCGUUUCGGUUACAAGAGACCCUGGUCUUGCUGCUGGUGGAGAGCGUGUGUGCGGUGCUGUAGGGUGUGGGACGGUGGGGGGUGGUGGUGGUGUGAAGUUGAGGAGCUGCGGUGGGUGUGGCAAGGUGGCGUAUUCCAGCAGAGAGUGCAAAAAGGCGGACUGGCCCUCCCACAAGCUCACAUGCCCCGGCAGGACCAGCGGCAGGGGUGGUGGCAGCAGCAGUGGCAAGUCGAGGGGCAAGGUGAGUGGAGUGGUGAGUGGCAAGGCGAGAAUGGAAAGGUGGGUGGCACAAGGUGGCAGCAGUGUGAGUGGCAAGGGGGGUGGGAAGGUGAGUGGGAAGGUGAGUGGGAAGGUGAGUGGGAAGGUGAAUGGGAAGGUGAAUGGGAAGGUGAAGGAGAAGGUGAGUUGGAAGGUGAGUGGGAAGGUGAGUGGGAAGGUGAGUGGGAAGGUGAGUGGGAAGGUGAUUGGGAAGGUAAAUGGGAAGGUGAAUGGGAAGGUGAAUGGGAAGGUGAGUGGGAAGGUGAGUGGGAAGGUGGGUGGGAAGGGGAUUGACUGA